Messenger RNA from Megalops cyprinoides (Indo-Pacific tarpon), 4243 nucleotides. RefSeq names its product phospholipase C like 1 (gene plcl1). Lineage: Eukaryota; Metazoa; Chordata; Actinopteri; Elopiformes; Megalopidae. The transcript is spliced from 8 exons. Gene Ontology annotation, molecular function: phosphatidylinositol-4,5-bisphosphate phospholipase C activity. The record is from RefSeq and is a predicted model, not a curated record. Bases 794 to 4234 code for a protein of 1146 amino acids. Gene Ontology annotation, biological process: lipid metabolic process; intracellular signal transduction.
GAGACAUCUGUAGAUGCCUGCGCGCUUAACAAAGAACGAAGUAGACUCGCCAGUUCUAUUCAUCGAAGAACACAUUUCAUAUUUUAAAGCUCAGUGUGUAGCUUUUUGUCUUUUGGAAAGGUCCUGGCGGACACAUGGAUGGAGAAACCAGAUAAUCAUUUUGUUGUGGGUACAGCUGGGUAAAUUAACUAGGUGCACCCAAAUACAAAUUUUAACUUUUCAUGUGCAUAGUGUUUUUCCUCGGUGAUAGCCUAAUUGUUUUUAGCGGCACGGGCGGAAGCGUAGAUACAAGGUUUCAAAGUAAUCGCUUUAGUAGCUAGCGGAAAAGACUUGUUGCACGAGAAACACCCCCUGGGAAUUGAUAAUACACGCUAGAGCUCUCUGUGCAUGCAUAUAUUUCUUCAGCAGGCGGUGAUCGAAAAGCCUAUUUGCUUUGCAAUCAAUGUGCACGAGCGUUGUUCUGCUUCAAGAGGUUUGACAAGUUGGAUAGGACGGAGAAAAGCAAUGAAUAAGUGACUGACUUUGCGAAAAGCAGACAAGUGGUUCACGUAGAAACGGAUACAGCGGAAUUAAGAAAAGUGGAGCAAUUGUUACUGGCAGUUCGAGCUGACACGCCCGCGGACAGAUGUGUAACAGCGUUCCUAAAUUAAGACGUUAAAAUAUUUACAGGUAGCGAAAUUGUCUUUACAUGGCACGCCGAGACGAACGACCAACGCAGACUUAUGUUGAAGUGUAAACUUUUUGGAUUAAAUUAAUAAACAGGCAUUUACAACUAUUUGUUCCUGCGCUGCUCAUGAUGUCUGAGCGGGAGUGCUGUGAGGACGGACUGUGCGGGGAUGGAGCCCCGGAGUUCCACCCAGGUAGGGCGUCUAGGGCUGGCAGGCGGAGUGGAGUCAUCCUCCCGAUGGCGGAGCGCUCGAGCCCCGGCGGCCAGGACUCGGAGACAAUCCUCCUGGAGGCGGUGAAGGCGGCACCCCGCAGGAGCAGCAUCAUAAAGGACCCGUCGGUGCAGAAAGCGGUGGGCGGACGCAAGAAGACGGUGUCCUUCAGCAGCAUGCCGUCGGAGAAGAAGGUGAGCAGCGCGGCCGACUGCCUAGCCUUCAUGCAGGGCGGCUGCGAGCUGCGCAAGGUGCGUCCCAAUGGCCGCGUCUACUGCCGCUUCUACACCCUGGACCCGGACCAGGCCUGCCUGCGCUGGGAGCCGUCCAAGAAGGACGGGGACCGGGCCCGGCUGGACAUCGCCUCGGUCCGGGAGGUGCGGGCGGGCAAGAGCACCGACACCUUCCGGCACAACGGCCCUGCUGAGCACCUGGCGGAGGAGGCUGCCUUCUCCAUCAUCCACGGCGAGGACUACCAGUCACUGGACCUGGUGGCCCUCUCGGCCGAUGUGGCCAACAUCUGGGUGACAGGGCUGCGGUACCUGCUGUCUCACCCGGCGUCGGUCGGGGGCGGGCCUGGGGGCGACGGGUCGGAGGGAAACCCCGGCAGCCUUAUGCGCACCGCCUGGCUGGCCGCCGAGUUCACCAAGGGCGACGAGGAUGGCUAUGGCAUCGUGCCUGAGGACGUUGCCGUGGCCACCAUCUGCAGGCUGUGCCCAAGGAUCAAGGAGGCCAAGGUGCGUCUCAGGUUCAAGGAGAUCCAGCGUAGCAAGGAGAAGCUGACGUCCCACGUGACCCUGGAGGAGUUCCAGGAGGCGUACUGCGAGCUCUGCACCCGGCCCGACGUCUACUUCCUGCUGGUGCAGCUGUCCAAGGACCGCGAGUGCCUGGACGCCCAGGACCUGCGGUUCUUCCUGGAGACGGAGCAGGGCGUGGCCCAGGCCACGGCCGAGAGCUGCCUGGACAUCGUGCGGCGCUUCGAGCCCUCCGCCAUGGGCCAGGAGCGCGGCCUGCUAGGCCUGGAUGGCUUCACCCGCUACCUGCAGUCGGCGGAGUGCCAGCUGUUCGACCCCGAGCACCAGCGGGUGUGCCAGGACAUGAGCCUGCCCCUCCCCCACUACUACAUCAGUGCCUCGUACCGCUCCUACCUGCUGGAGGACCAGGUGCACGGCCGGGCCGACCUGGGGGGCCUGGUGAGGGCCCUGCAGGCCGGCUGCCGCUGCCUGGAGCUGGGGGUGACGGACGGCCCCGAGGGGGAGCCGCUUCUGGGGGUGGAGCACGCCCCGGCCCCCCACCACCAUCACCAUCACCACCACCACCACCACCACCCGCCCCCCCUCACCCUGCGCAGCGCCCUGGAGGUGGUGAACAAGUACGCCUUCCUGACCUCCUCCUACCCCCUGCUGCUGUACCUGUGCCAGCGUUGCUCCCCGCCCCAGCAGCGCACCCUGGCGCAGCACCUGCGCAAGGUGUUCGGGCUCCGCCUCUACGUCCCGGACGAGCCCACCGGCGGCCCCGGGGGCAGGGGGUGCGUCCAGCUGCCCUCCCCGGAGCAGCUGAAGGGGCGGGUGCUGCUGGUGGGGAAGAAGCUGCCCCCGGAGGAGGACGGCUCGGAGGGCGAGGUGUCGGAGGACGAGGAGGAGAUCGGGGGCGGGGGCCCGCUGGCGGGCCGGCGGAUGACCAUCCCUGGGGAGGAGGAGCUGGGCGUGGUGCUGGUGGUGCCCCCGCCCCCCCAGCCACGGCGGCUGCGUCUGCGGCGGGAGCUGUCCGACAUGGUGGCCCUGGCACGCACCGGCAGCCGCACCUUCUACGCCCUGCGGUUGCAGCAUCAGCAGCAGCAGGGGUCCCCGCCCAGCACCCCCGGCAGCUCCGUCCCCCAGGACCUGCCCUGCUGGACGCUGUGCUCCCUGGGGGAGGGCGAGGCCGGGCGGCUGGCCAGCGAGACCCCCGAGGAACUGGUGGGCUUCACCAAGCGGAUGCUGACCCGGGUGCGGCCCAGCUCGGUCCGGCUGGACUCCAGCAACCCCAACCCCCAGGGCUACUGGCGGGGCGGCUGCCAGCUCGUGGCCCUGAACCAGCAGACCCCCGGCGCCAUGCUGGACCUGUACCGCGCCCGCUUCGCCCAGAACGGGGGCUGCGGCUUCGUACUGCGGCCUGCUGUCAUGCGAGAGGAGGUGUCCUACUUCAGCGCGCACACCCAGGGCUGCGUGCCGGGAGUGCCUGCGCACACCCUGCGCGUCAAGGUCAUCAGCGCCCACGGCCUGCCCAAGCCCCAGGGCGCGGGCUCCAAGGGCGAGGUCAUCGACCCCUACGUGGUGCUGGAGCUGCACGGCGUUCCCGCCGACUGCGCCGAGCAGCGCACCCGCACCGCCGCCCAGAACCAGGACGACCCGCUCUUCGACGAGACCUUCGAGUUCCAGGUGAACAUGCCUGAGUUGGCCCUGCUCCGCUUCGUGGUGCUGGACGAUGACUACAUCGGCGAUGACUUCAUCGGCCAGUACAGUGUGGCCUUCGAGUGCCUGCAGCCUGGCUACCGUAAUGUGCCCUUACUGGACCUCCUGGGCGAGCUGAUUCCCCACGCCAGCCUCUUUGUCCACGUGGCCGUCACCAAUCGUCGGGGUGGGGGCAAGGCCCAGCGGAGGGGGCUGUCUGUCCGGAGGGGGGUGCGACGGGGGCGCGAGUACGUCACCCUCCGCAACACCGGCAUCAAGGCCCUGGACGACACCUUCCGCCCCGCGGCCGCACCGCUGAAGGAGGCCGCCGACCUGAGGGAGGACACGCAGAAUGCCACGGUCAGUUUCAAAGAGCACUGUGGGCUCCCCCCAGUGGCCAAACUGAAGCAGUGCAUCCAGAGCCUGACGACUCGUCUGCAGACGCCUGAGGGGCCACCCGGGGCCAGUCUGGCCAUGAGGGACGGCUACCCCUGUCUGGAGCCGCUGGGCAACCUUCCCGACGCCACACGCAAGCUGUUCAGUGCAUACGACACGAUGAUCACAGCCCACAAACAGCUGAUUGAGAAUGCGGACAGCGUGCAGGAGAGGAUCGCUCAGGUGCAGAAAGAAGGCAUGGAGUUCCAUGAAGACUUGCCCAGGCUUGUGGAGAAGGAGGGAUUGAAGGGCCGAAAGCAGAGCAAAGCAGUGGAGAGCUUUACGUGGAACAUCACGGUGCUGAAGGGUCAGUGUGACCUCCUGCGCAGCGCGAAGGCCGACGCCCUGGACGCCCUGAGGCAGCUGGCCCUGGCGUGUGAGGCGUGUGGACUGACCGCCUCCCUGGACCUCCAGUACACCCCCCACCCAGCCUCCGAGCACAGCGCCCACACCAGGAGAGGCAGCGCCCAGGGCAACGGGCGUAUCUGAGACACCACC